Messenger RNA from Drosophila eugracilis, 5272 nucleotides. RefSeq names its product protein enabled. The transcript has 8 exons. Gene Ontology annotation, biological process: signal transduction. The coding region runs from base 1904 to 4360 and encodes 818 amino acids. The record is from RefSeq and is a predicted model, not a curated record. Lineage: Eukaryota; Metazoa; Arthropoda; Insecta; Diptera; Drosophilidae.
CGGCUCAGUUGAUUCCGACUUUUCAGCGUGUUCGCUUUUGGGGGCUUGUUCGGUUAUAGAGCUCCACUAGCGUUGAGCGGCAGAUUUUAUGUUGCAUGCGCAGCGCACUUGAUGGCAAUUGUUGGUAUUGUCAUUGUUUUUGCUGUAUGUAUGGAAUCGGAUGUUUGCUAUCUCCCUUGCACAGCGGUAGAAUGUAUGCGUGUAUGUAUGAUUCGUUCCGUUCGCGUCGCUCAUUGAUUUCCUAAUUAAGUUUAUAAUUAAAAUUAAUUGAAAAAUUACUCACAUAUGUACAUACAUUCGCAUGUGCGCUGCCAUGUUAUGUAUUACAAGCUGCCUUCAAAUUGCUUUAAAUUUAAAAACGAAAUUGUGCCAAAAACAUGCGCAAUGUAAGAGGUGGUCCUGUGAAAUGCUCAACGGUGUGGCAACCCUAGGCAAAUGAACUGUUUUACCUGCCCGAAACGCACAAUAACAACAAGUACAGAAGCGAGAAAGAGAGAGCGGGAAGCACAACGGAUAAUUUAGUGGAAUUUUCAAAAAUAGCAAAGACAGCAACAACGGCUGCAGCCAUAAUCCCCAGCGAGAGCACAAUAAUCAAAGAUUAAAUCAGGUUUAUAUGGAAAGGGUUAGCAUGGCGCAGGAAGAAAUACACGAUUCCUAGCGCAGAAACAACAACAACAAACACCUACAACUGUUUACACUCACACAAGUAGGAAAACGAGAGAGAGAACGAGAAAAGCCGUGUUUAUGCGAGACAGUUCGUGAUUAUCAACUUUUACCUACAAAAGUACAGGCCCAAUGGAGUAAAACUAACUAAAUAUAUUACCUUAAUAACUAAAUAUUUUAUUAAAAUUAAUUUUAAAUAGAAGCCUAAUUCGUAAAUUAUGAAUAUGUUAAUACUUCUUAAAUACAUGCGACUUAAAACACAGGUGCUUACGAAAUAAGUUGACCGAAAGGACGUCCCAUAAACACUCUAAAUAGAGAGAGAGACAGCUAAAGAGAGCAGCGACGCCGGCAGAGGCAGCGAGAGAGAAUAAUUCGCUGUCGCAGCGCUCGCUUGCAUGCUUUUCGCUCAUUUUUCUUUCGUGUGCGUUGCGGCAAUGUCGUGUUUUCUCGCGGCGGUGAAAACGCUCUGCAACAACUGUAACAACAUCAGUAGCAACGAUAAGAUUUUCCGUUUUCCCGUAUGGAAGCAGAAGCACUAGCGGCAUUUGUUUUGAAAGUAAAGAAAAGGCGAGCGAGAAAAACGAAAAUAUAAAACAGAGGAAGACGGAAAAAGCAACGCCGCUGCCGACCGCGCCUCGCUCUAAGUAUAUGUGUAUGUUGUGUAUUUUAUAUGUGUAUGAGGCUGUGAGCAUACCGCCUGUCUGUGUGUAAGUGGGCGCGAACGUAAGGCCCAAAAAGGAAGUGAAAAUAGUGCAAAAAGGCCAAGUAAUAAUAAUAAUAAUAAAAUAGGCAAAAAGACAGGCCCAAAAGAGACCAGACCAGUUUCAAAAAGCGCCUAUUUCCAGGCUCUUUGAUUCAUGUGUAUAUGUACGUGUAUGAGCGGCUACAAAAACAACAACUAGAAGCGACCACAUACGGUGGAAAAGGCCUUUUUUCAAGGAGCGAAAGGCAGUGCGCGAGCGAGCAAUAAGAAUAAUAAAUUACACUUUGCUAUAAUAAGAAAAAUUUUUACGUACAUACAUACACACUAGCGGGAGAGGCCCACACACAUAUACACAUGUGUUUUCCCUCGCUGCGAGUGUGUGGAAAAUUGUAAUAAAAUAUGAACCGCAGAAGCAGCGGCAAAACGAGAAAAACGAGAGAAAAUUUCGAAAUAUCGCAUGUGCCAUUUUAAGCUUUAAAUAAAUUAAAACGUACAGUAUUACUCAAAACUAUAUAUAUAUAAAAACAAUUAAACAAAAUGUCCUGCAUAUCGAGCAACUUUAGCUCCUUCUUCCUCAAUUCGCUCAACGAUCCUUCAGAGUUUUCCAAGUACUUGAGCAAUGGCGAGCUGAAAUGUACCAAUUUCGAAGAAUUUCAAGUGUUUGGCUGCGGGGCAGGCGCGCCGACGCAACAGCAGCAGCAGCAGCAACAACAACAACAUCAGCAGUAUUCCCACACACAUUUACCCAAUGGCAGCGCAGCAGCAUCAGCAACGGAUUUUCCCAAUUACGAGGUAACGACGACGUCGCAGCGGGAAAGCACAUCCUCCGUCAACUCAGGUAGCUCUGUUAAUCCCGCACACUAUGCUUCUGGCGCUGCCUCAGCCUCUGCUAACAUCGAAGCCAGCGUAGCAGCAGCGCCGACGUCGAAUCCUGGCGCAGGAGCAGCAGGAUCAACCCCCCUUACCGCCACCCCUCCGAGCAAUCGUUGGCCCACAGCGGUGGCCACGCCCAAUGGUCAUCAAGGCACCGCCUCUGCUCCUGGUUCUGUGCCCCAGCAUUUUGAUGGAUCCUUUGAGUUUAUUAAGUAUCUGCGUCACUCCACGGAUUUUACACCCAGUACAGCGAGCAGCGCCAGCGAAACUAGCUCCUGCCCGGAAAAGACGGGAAAUGGAAAACCGGGAAUCCCCGCAGGUACCACACCACCACCGCCUGCCCAAUCUCCCGUGGCCAGUGGUCUAAUCGAUUUGGAUACCAGCACCUCGCAGAAAUCUCGCUCGGCCUCCCGCAAAGUGGCGGCAUUAUUGUCUUCCGUUUCGCGAGCUUCCAAUAGUCUGGUGGAUACCAGCACUUCCGCUUUGGAUGUUUUUGAUCACGAUUCAAAGCAGACGAUCUUUGAUCUGCAGCACAUGGCCUCAAAUGGAUCCUCGAAUUCGAAUGAAUCCUCGUUGGAGAUGCUAGCAUUUCCCAAUUCGCACCUUAAUGCCUCCAAUUCGAACACCUCAUCCGAAGGAGCUGCCUGUGGAAGUGCGGGGGAGUUUGGUGGCUUGCUAACCGGCGCCAGUUGUUCCUCUUCCACAGCUUCCUCAUCCUCGCAUGCCCCAAAACUCCUCGGAAGUUUUGUGAUCAAGGAGAACUUUGAGGUGCAUCCAUCGCAUAAAGUGGAGGAGGGCAUCUUCCAGCAUAUGAACAAGCUGCCCUCAAAGAAAAAGGAUACGCUGAAGCAACUGGGAGUCAGAUUCACGGGCCAGAUGACGCUGACGGACAAAUCGAUUGUGGUGGAGAACUUUAUUAAGUUCUGCGAGGAAUACGAUAUCAAGGACCACAGGCCAUGGCUGUCGCUGAACCAGUGCGGUCUAAAUAAGCCCGAGCAGAUCAAAUUCGCUCGAUAUCUGGGCCAGGGGCUGCCGACGUUCACGCUCUUCUGCAUUUAUAGCAAUUUUAAGAAUCUGUUCUGCACCAAACGCACAGAAAUCUACACGAAGGAUGGCUACAAUCUGCCUUAUAUACUCGACAAAACCAAGCGCUUCCUGGCCAACACAACAGCUGACCUCAAGAACAUGGCGGCGGCCAAUGAUGGCUCCCUGGAGUUUGCUAGCAGCAGCGGAGGAAGCAGCAGCAACAGCAACACAAGCAGCAGCAACACGAACAUCGGAAGCAACAGUAACAGCAGCAGUGGAAGUAGCAAUGCGGUGGCAGGAUCAGUGAUAAAUUCUAAUAGCGUGGCCAUGUCAGCGGGUUAUGUGACAUCAUCGGCGGCGCAACAACAACACCAAAUGGCCAUGGAUCCUCGUUACGGAUGUGGUGCUCCACCGGCACUUUUGCCACCUCCGCCAAUUCCAGCAUUGGGACCACCACCUAGAUCCCUGGAGCAACUAAUCAUCUACGAGAACUUUGACGUGCACGAAACGCACCGGAUUGAGGAUGGGGUUUGCACACACAUUAGCCGCCUGCCGCCCAAGAAGCAGGAGCUAUUGAAACAGUUCGGUAUACAGAGUAGUAGUCAGCAUUGUCUGAGCAAUUAUGAAAAGUACAUACUCAUCGAAAACUUCAUCAAGUUUUGCAAUGAAUAUCAGAUAUCCGAUCAUCGACCCUUUUUGGACUUCCACGAGAGCGCUUUAUCCAAAUGUGAACAACUUAAAUUUGUACGAUAUCUGGGCCAGGGGCUAUCCAAUCUGACGCUAAACAAGAUCUAUGUGGCCUUCAAGGAGCUGCUGGGCAAUGGAAGGCCCGAAAAAGCUAGCAUGGAGGGAUAUAAUUUGGACACGCUAUUAAAAAAAGAAACGAAAAAUCUUUAUAAUCGAAUGCAUGCCGCUGCACCUAGCAUUGAUUUAACUGCCUAUGAAUCGGCCCAGCAUAACACCCAAGCACACCAGCAUAACACGCCACGCCCCCAUCACGCCUUCGCCGCCCUAAAUGCGGUGACCCAGCGCAGCGAAGUAUGCAACGAAUUGACGCACACGGGCUUGCAGUAUAGCUUCGCGGGACCCCGGUAAAAACUGGCCUUACCACAGCCCCAUCAAAAAACUGCAAUCCUCGUCAUCAGAUGAGACACCCUUAUACAUAUACAUACAUAUACUUCUUCCUGGAACUGGACCAGUAACUGUUGUGUCUUCGAAACAUAAAAAUGAAAGUAAUUUAAUCGCAGAGAGCGAAAUCAUUGAAAACUAAGUGCUAAAUUAAAAGAUGGGAUAAUCAGAGGUCCCCAGAUGGAAAAUACCAGACACUAGUAAAAUUAGCCUAAAUGUUAACAAAAUUAAACUUAAAUCGAAUGAAAUUCAAUUAAGCCAACCAAAAAUCAACACGCAACAGGCAGGAGAAAGAAUAGUUUAAGCCAAAAACAGAUAUUUAUACGCAAGGUAACCAUAUACAACAUAUACAUAUUACGAGUAUAUAUACACAUAAAUAUAUUUCUGUAGUUGCCAUAGCGCUUAGGGUGCAGCACACUUCCACAUGGCCAAAUUUCUGGCCAGAACUAUACAAACAUAUUAGCUUCGGUUUCCUUCCAGCCAUAUCCCCCCAAAAAACCCUAAUUUCCCCAACUCCCUUGAGCCGCAUUAGUAGUAGCCUCUAGUUAGUAAGUGAAAACACCAAAAUUGAGAAAACUAAAUCAAAGACCUCCCAAUGAAAGUUCCCUAAAUACGCAUACUAAGUAACUUGUAGAGCCUAGUUGUUAAGACGAGAGACAAAUUUUUAGCAUAGAACUGGCGAGCGGCACAGACGAUUAACAAACUAAAUAUUCCUAUAUACAAUAUACAUAUUAUAUACAACAAGCAGCAUCAAAUUCAAAGUGAAUAUACGCAAAAAUCAAAUGCAGAGACAGAAAUACAACCAAAACAUAGCAAUUGUAAAUGAUAUAUACCAAAUAUAUUCUAUACGAGCAAAGGCAAAACCAAAACCAAAACCAA